GAUUUAUGGUGAAUGUGUUCGUUGGCUGUUUCCUCCAGUCAAAAUCCAACAUGGCACCUCGUCGAAAAGCACCGGACACAGCAAGGGAAAAAGACCCACCUAUUAUGGCACUAGAUGUCAAGAAACAGAAAGAAUUUGAAGCGAAAGUAAAAGAUAUUAAGUCGAAGGUGGAGGAUACAUCAGAGUUGGAACGUGGUGUUGUUUAUGUCAGACAUAUUCCCCAUGGUUUAUACGAGGCACAGAUGAAUAAAUUCUUUUCCCAAUUGGGAAAGUAACAGAUUACGAUUAAGCAGAAGUAAAAAGUCUGGAAAAUCAAGAGGUUAUGCUUUUGUCGAAUUUGAGUUUGUUGAAGUUGCCAAGAUAGUUGCAGAAACGAUGAAUAAUUAUUUAAUGUAUCAUAAGUUAUUAAAAUGUCAGUAUUUGCCUCCUGAUAAAGUGAUGCCUGCGUUAUUUCGAGGUUGCAACAGGAAAUUUUCAAAACCUAAAGCACAUAAACUAGCUUUACAGAGACACAACAAUUUAGUGAAAGAGCCGGAGAGAUUGGCAAAGUCUUUGAAGAAACUGAAGAGGAAGGAUCGCCAGAAGAAAAAGAGAUUGGAAAGAAUGGGAAUUGAGUGGAACUUUGAUGGAUAUAAUGACAAAGUGUUAAAUGUUGGAUCCCCAGAACCUAAGCCCUCACUUCCAACACCCAAGUCAGGUGAAGACAUUAGGUUCAUCUGCAACGCCUAAAAAGAAGAAAUUAUCGGUAGAACAGUCUCCGGAAAAGACACCAGCCAAGAAAACCAAGAGGAAAUCAUUAACAGCAGAAACACCAAAGUCUGCCAAGAAAAAGAAAGUAGUCACUCCAAAAAAUACUCCAUUACCUGAAAAAGGGGUAAUGAUUUCUACAUCAAAGACAUUGACUCCCAAAACACCACAUCCUAAAACACCUAAAACACCCAAGACCAAGACUGGAAAACCCAAAACACCCCAGUCUAAAUUGCGGAUAAAAACUCCCAAAUCAAAGAAACCACAAAAGUCCCCUCUCAUUGAUGUGAACUUUUUGAAAGAGAACAGUAGUACACCACUCACAAGUAGUGGAAAGAAAAGAAAAAUCAAGGAAUAUCGAUUAUAAGGAAUAAGCAAAGAAAUAAGACAUAUUAUCACUUUAUGCGAAUCACAGACACUUAAAUGAAUCAUCUCUUCAUUAAGGUUAUACCAACAGCUAAUUUAAAGAAAGUGUUAGAAGUGGAUUCCUCUGUUGUAACUGUUUUUUGUCAUAUUUAAAUAAAUAAUACCCAAAACUAGUGAUUAAACGAAUAUGUGCUACA
Molecule: messenger RNA, 1310 nt
Organism: Saccoglossus kowalevskii
Lineage: Eukaryota; Metazoa; Hemichordata; Enteropneusta; Harrimaniidae
Product: MKI67 FHA domain-interacting nucleolar phosphoprotein-like
Molecular function (GO): RNA binding
Source: RefSeq, a predicted model, not a curated record